Messenger RNA from Olea europaea var. sylvestris, 777 nucleotides. RefSeq lists its product as uncharacterized. The transcript is spliced from 3 exons. Lineage: Eukaryota; Viridiplantae; Streptophyta; Magnoliopsida; Lamiales; Oleaceae. The coding region runs from base 1 to 777 and encodes 258 amino acids. The record is from RefSeq and is a predicted model, not a curated record.
AUGGAGGAAACACUAAAUCCAACGAGACAUGAUCCUUCCCAUGAAAAGGUCGAGAAAAUGAAGCAACAUGAUCCCGUUUCCCGAUCAGAGUAUCCUCGGGAAAAACGCAAGAAUAAAGGUCGACCAGGGCCCCUCACCCGAUUAAACAACUUCAAGGCAAAUAUCUUAAUGGAAAUCAAAGAUAUGAAAAUAUUAAGGCGGCCUUCAAGAAUGAAGUCGCCCCCUAACACGAGAGAUAAGAGCAAGUAUUGUGAAUUUUACCAAGAUCAUGGGCAUAUCACGGAAGAUUGUCAAGCUUUGCAGCGGGAAAUUGAAGCUCCCAUUAAAAGAGGACUCUUAAGGAAUUACAUUGGCAUAGCAUCUGGAGGAGACACAAAUAUUGGGCGAAAGCAAUAUGCCCGCCAACAUGCUCAUACCUCGAAGGAAUCCCAUGAUAAACUCGAAGACAUUAUCUUUGGAGCAAGAUAUUUGGAAGGAGUAUCAUAUUUUCAUGACGAUGCCUUGGUCGUCUCUGCAAUUGUGGCUAACUUUAAAGUAAAGAGGAUUCUGGGAUUUGGUGGUGGAGUCAUUAUCCCUGAGGGCAUCGUCGAGCUUUCGCUUACAUUAGGUUCUGGUAAUGCACAAGUGAUAGAGAUCACAUCCGUCCAAGUGGUUAAUACCCCUAUGGCUUACAACAUCAUUCUUGUAAGGCCCCUACUGAGCAAGAUCCAAGCCAUUGUAUCAACUUUCCACCUGGCAAUGAAGUUCCCGACAAGCCAUGGCAUCGGAGUAGUUUGA